CAACGACCAUCCUAUCAAAGGAACGACCUCAACCCCAUUUACUACACACCCCAGUCAACUCUCUCACAAUGGACGCCGCCGCCGCUGCACUCAAUAAAUUCAUCUCAGGGAAGACCGAAUCCGGUUCUACGACCGAGCAAAAGACCACCUCGGUCACGGAAUCCGGAUCCAGCACCGAGCAAAACACCAACCCAUCCAAGGCAUCUUCAGACCAAGUCACAACAAAAACUGCCGAUGAUACGGUGGUUGACCAAAGCGUUGCGGCUGCAGUAGAGCAUGAAACAAUCCGCCGCGAAUAUGAGACCCGCGAGCAGAAGGAAGUAGACAGAGAGGCUCACCAGGAUCACUACCACACCACGAUCCAGCCGCUCAAAGCGCAAGAGGCCGAGGAGAAGCACAUCAAUGAGACCGCUGUAACAGAAGAGCGCCAAAUCAACAACGACAUCAACGGCGACAAAGUCAAAGCUCAGGUGGAAGCCGAGCGAUCGCAGUUCCAGAACACUUCGGAGGAGAUCCAGGAGAGGGAGGUCAAGGUCCAAGAGCCUACCAUUGGCGGAGGAGAGAAAGUCCACCACCACCUCCACGAGACGAUCCAGCCGGUGAUCGAGAAAGAGCGGGUAGUGCGGGAAGUUAAGCACGUCACCAAGCCAGUGCACGAGGUCGUCCAGGAGCCCAGCGUUGAUCUCGGUGUCAGUCGUGCAGAAGCCAUUUCAGUGGAGCAGUUCCAGGGCAAGCUGUCCGGAGAGCACGUCAAGGAGGUCAAGCAUGAUGGCGAGCACACCAUUCCAACCACGACGGCUGUGACCGCGAAGGAGGAGUAG
Molecule: messenger RNA, 821 nt
Organism: Zymoseptoria tritici IPO323
Lineage: Eukaryota; Fungi; Ascomycota; Dothideomycetes; Mycosphaerellales; Mycosphaerellaceae
Exons: 4
Coding region: 69-821 (250 amino acids)
Source: RefSeq, a predicted model, not a curated record